CCUGGACAGCCAGGGCCAGGGGCCUAUACGUGGCAGGGAAUGAUGGCGGGGGAAUGAGCCUAAUGGAACAGCCAGGAACUGCAGCCAGCCCCGUCCCCGGCAGCAUGUUCAGCUGGGUCAGCAAGGAUGCCCGCCGCAAGAAGGAGCCGGAGCUCUUCCAGACGGUGUCCGAGGGGCUGCGGCAGCUGUACGCGCAGAAGCUGCUGCCCCUGGAGGAGCACUACCGCUUCCACGAGUUCCACUCGCCCGCGCUGGAGGACGCUGACUUCGACAACAAGCCCAUGGUGCUCCUUGUGGGCCAGUACAGCACGGGCAAGACCACCUUCAUCCGGCACCUGAUCGAGCAGGACUUUCCGGGAAUGCGCAUCGGGCCCGAGCCCACCACCGACUCUUUCAUCGCAGUCAUGCACGGUCCCACCGAGGGCGUGGUGCCGGGCAACGCGCUCGUCGUCGACCCGCGGCGCCCCUUCCGCAAGCUCAACGCCUUCGGCAACGCCUUCCUCAACAGGUUCAUGUGCGCGCAGCUGCCCAACCCAGUCCUGGACAGUAUAAGCAUCAUCGACACUCCCGGGAUCCUGUCUGGAGAGAAACAGCGCAUCAGCAGAGGGUACGACUUCGCGGCCGUCCUGGAGUGGUUCGCCGAGCGGGUGGACCGCAUCAUCCUGCUCUUCGACGCCCACAAGCUGGACAUCUCUGACGAGUUCUCGGAGGUCAUCAAGGCCCUCAAGAACCACGAGGACAAGAUCCGCGUGGUGCUGAACAAGGCCGACCAGAUCGAGACCCAGCAGCUGAUGCGGGUCUACGGGGCUCUCAUGUGGUCCCUGGGGAAGAUCAUCAACACCCCCGAGGUGGUCAGGGUCUACAUCGGCUCCUUCUGGUCCCACCCGCUCCUCAUCCCCGACAAUCGCAAGCUCUUUGAGGCCGAGGAGCAGGACCUCUUCAAAGACAUCCAGUCUCUGCCCCGAAAUGCCGCCCUCAGGAAGCUCAAUGACCUGAUCAAGCGGGCACGGCUGGCCAAGGUCCACGCUUACAUCAUCAGCUCCCUCAAGAAGGAGAUGCCCAAUGUGUUCGGUAAAGAGAGCAAGAAGAAAGAGCUGGUGAACAACCUGGGAGAAAUCUACCAAAAGAUCGAGCGGGAGCACCAGAUCUCCCCCGGCGACUUCCCAAGCCUCCGCAAGAUGCAGGAGCUCCUGCAGACUCAGGACUUCAGCAAGUUCCAGGCCUUGAAGCCCAAGCUGCUGGACACGGUGGACGACAUGCUGGCCAACGACAUCGCCCGGCUGAUGGUGAUGGUGCGCCAGGAGGAGUCCCUGAUGCCCUCCCAGGCCGUGAAGGGCGGCGCCUUCGAAGGCACCAUGAACGGGCCCUUUGGGCACGGCUACGGUGAGGGGGCCGGCGAGGGCAUCGACGACGUGGAGUGGGUGGUGGGCAAGGACAAGCCCACCUACGACGAGAUCUUCUACACGCUGUCGCCCGUCAACGGCAAGAUCACGGGCGCCAACGCCAAGAAGGAGAUGGUGAAGUCCAAGCUGCCCAAUACGGUGCUGGGGAAGAUCUGGAAGCUGGCCGAUGUGGACAAGGACGGGCUGCUGGAUGACGAGGAGUUUGCCCUGGCCAACCACCUCAUCAAAGUCAAGCUGGAGGGCCACGAGCUGCCUGCCGACCUGCCCCCGCACCUGAUCCCGCCCUCCAAGCGGAGGCACGAGUGACCGUGACCGACCGCCGCGCCCGCCUGGCCGGGCGGAGACUGGGGGGAGGGGAAGGGUCACCAGCUCUCGAGGUCCAUAAAGACUGAGCGAUGUUUCCUCAGCUCUUGAAAAGGAAAACCAUCAUCUUUCUUUUAAGGCUGUUCCUGGGCCCAGCAGGGAGGCGGGUGAUACUCGCAUGUGAAUGAUGGAAUUUUGUGCACAAGAACUAUGGAUAUUUUUAAUAUAUAACGUCAGAGGCAGCGUGCGUUCUUGCCUCCUCCAUCUCACAGCCCCGCACACAACGGGCCUCUGUCCUCUCCUGCCCCGCCGUACGGCCCGUGCCCACCCUGGCUUGCCCCCCACCCGGCAGCUGCGGGGGGGCCCCGGGGCCGUGUGCAGACGGGCGCCCCAGGAUCCCAGCUUGUCGCUGAACUGAGCGCGGCUUCGCUGGGCCGGUGGCUUCCUUCCCUGUGCGGCUCCGCCCCUUCCCCCGUGCUCCUGGAUUAGGUUGGUUCUGGUGCCUUCUUUGCCCUCCGUGGUGGCCCCCUAUGUACGGGCCCUGCUCUGUGCUCUCCUGUCCCACCCCGCUCCCCCGGCUUGGCCAGGCACAGAAAUAAGCCCAACUACCUUUCUCGUGGGGUCCGGGGGAUGAGUAGGUAUGCGAGAACGUUUCCCAGAAAAACAUAGAAGCUAGCUUUGUUCUGUAAAGUGACGCCUCUCAUACUUGACCGAGUUUUUCAGUAACUUCCUAACCACUUUUUCAGAAGCUGUGAUUUUGUCCCCUUUCCCACACUCCAAGUAGGGGCGGUCCCACCCAAGAGCCGUUGGAUGUACAGAGUAAACCCCGUCGGGGGCCCAAGAGCCGGCAUUUCUUGCUUCUCCCUUCCACUUGCCUGGAACAUUCUGGUGUGCCUCCUCCCCCACCUCGGAUGGGUGGGGGGCCCCGACGAAGCCAGCAUGGCUUAGCGUUCUGGCCUGGGCCUUGCGUCCGGACAGCGGAGACCAGGGACGACCCAGCCCCUCCCUUCCUCGUACCCCCAUUCGAGGAGGCCCUCUCCUACCCUCCUUCCGUCGUCCUCCCAUCGAGCAGAGGAGGGCAGCGUGUUGUCUUGGAUGCCCUUAGAGUAACCUCCCUCCAGGCUGAGCAGUGAGGGACCCGAGGCAGCGAGCCACCAGAUCAGGUGGCCCCAUCAGCUUUGCCAGCACAGCCUCGGGGGGCCUGGCCGCACUCACGGGCGUCCCCGUCACUGGCGGGGGGGGGGGGGGGGGGGCUUCCCACCAGGCACUCCCCAGGUAGGUCUCAGGGACUCCUCCAUCUGACCUCUUCAACCCCCCACCCCACCCCCCCACCCCCCCACCCCCGCCCCAUGCCUCCAGUACUGCUCUCUGGGCCUCCGCUGGGUCUGAGUCACUGGCACUGACCUUGUCACCUGCCGCUGGCUCCGGCGCACCGUUCUAUGCAGUAUCCAGUGAGGGUGGGGGCAGCCUCCCGGUCGGGAAGUCACUGUCAAGGUGCCAUGGCCCAUCCACACUUACUUGUGGGAAGAAAAAGCAACCGAAGGUAACUUCUUUUCUUGCAUUAAAAAACAUUUAAUCGUG
This is a messenger RNA of Panthera uncia (snow leopard), 3287 nucleotides long. RefSeq names its product EH domain containing 1 (gene EHD1). Gene Ontology annotation, cellular component: presynaptic membrane; clathrin-coated pit; plasma membrane. The coding region runs from base 54 to 1709 and encodes 551 amino acids. Gene Ontology annotation, molecular function: molecular adaptor activity; protein binding; GTP binding. The record is from RefSeq and is a predicted model, not a curated record. The transcript is spliced from 6 exons. Lineage: Eukaryota; Metazoa; Chordata; Mammalia; Carnivora; Felidae. Gene Ontology annotation, biological process: clathrin-dependent synaptic vesicle endocytosis; endosomal transport.